CCAUCCACCAAAGAAAAGAAAACUCCCCAUAGCCGCUACCGCUUUACCCUCCUCUUCCAUCCAUAUUCCUUUCACAACCAAAAUCGGAGUCCCACUCAGCUCAACUCAACUCAACUCAACUCGCCGGAAAACUCAAUCUAACUCCACCAUCACAUUAUCCAGAAGUAGAAUCAAUGGGAGCUGGUCGUGAAGUAUCAAUCUCAUUAGAUGGUGUAAGAGACAAGAACAUUAUGCAACUCAAGAAACUUAAUCUUGCUCUUUUCCCUGUUCGUUACAACGACAAAUACUAUGCUGAUGCUCUUGCUUCUGCUGAUUUCACCAAACUAGCUUACUACAGUGACAUUUGUGUUGGCGCAAUUGCGUGCCGGCUGGAGAAGAAGGAAGGUGGGCAAGUUCGGGUUUACAUCAUGACUUUAGGUGUUUUAGCGCCUUACCGUGGACUUGGUAUUGGAACAAGGCUGCUGAAUCAUGUUAUCGAUCUUUGCGCGAAGCAGAACAUUUCUGAGGUUUACUUGCAUGUGCAGACAAACAACGAAGAUGCCAUUAACUUUUAUAAGAAAUUUGAGUUUGAAAUUACAGAAACUAUCCAGAACUAUUACGUAAACAUCACACCACCAGACUGUUAUGUUGUCACAAGGCACAUAACACCUAACCCAACAAAGAAAUAACAUUUCUUUGGGGCAAGUUAUUUUGGGGCAAGUCAUCAGAGAUUGUUGCACUAUUUAUUGAAUUUUUCCAUGCAUGUAUUACACUAAAGUUUGCCAUUUUCAAUCCUAGAUUUUAAACAGUAAAAUUAGCCCCCCCAAAAAAAAGGCAAUUGGGGAUCUCUUUACUAAGGUACUAAGUUAUUCUAUCCAUAUCUUCCCCCUCCCAGGCCCCAGCAGCUAUCUUACAAAUUUGAGAAAAUAUUAUUGAAUUUUGAAUUUGGUACAAGAAUCUUUUG
Messenger RNA from Medicago truncatula (barrel medic), 943 nucleotides. RefSeq names its product N-alpha-acetyltransferase 50. The transcript has 4 exons. NCBI's taxonomy places the organism in Eukaryota, Viridiplantae, Streptophyta, Magnoliopsida, Fabales, Fabaceae. Gene Ontology annotation, cellular component: NatA complex. The coding region runs from base 174 to 668 and encodes 164 amino acids. Gene Ontology annotation, molecular function: N-acetyltransferase activity. Gene Ontology annotation, biological process: mitotic sister chromatid cohesion. The record is from RefSeq and is a predicted model, not a curated record.